AUGCCGUUGCCAGACGACCUAUCAACAGACCGUGGCAACUUGCACUUGACAUUUUACUCUGACUCAACCCGCUUCUCGUCUACGCCACAAGAAGCACAGCGGCCGCAACACCAGGCCUUCGGUUCAAAUACCAACCCACGCAGUAUUGUGGCCUUCCAGCCGAAAUUCCAGCCACCUCAUCCUUCAGCCUUCGGCGACGACAGGUUUUCGGGGCCCUCGUCCCGCAGCUCGGUAGACCUUGACCCGAACCCAUUCGUCGACGCCAGCGAAAAGUCUCCGGCCAUCACCUAUGCAACUGCCCUCGCAUCCCACCGGGAUGAAGACGCCCCUGUCAUUAUCCAGCAACAGCAUGCGGGCAGCCAGGAGCAAAGCCGCCCCCUGCCAAACCUAGCACCGCAACGCCAGCAACAGCUGGUACACGACCCGGAGAAAGACCGCACCAAGGACGAGUUGCUCAAGGAUGCAUUCGAGAAUGCACACUCGGCUAGCCGGCCUCGGCUCGGGGUCCGGGAUCGGCUAGCGCACUUCACCUGGGCGUGGUACACGCUGACCAUGGCGACGGGCGGGCUAUCCCUGCUCAUCGCAGCGCAGCCGCACCAGUUCCCCGGCUUGCCGCAGAUCGGGCUGGCCGUGUACAUUGUCAACAUCAUGCUGUUUGCGCUGAUCACGUCGGCGCUGGUCGGCCGCUUCUUCCUCGUGGCGGGGUCGUUCAGCCGGUCCAUUACGCACCCGCGUGAGGGCUUCUUCUUCCCGACCUUCUUCCUGUCGGUGGCGACGCUCAUCACGUCGACGCAGCGGUACGGCGUCGACGGCAUCGGCAGCUCGCCGUCGCAUGGCCCCGGCCCGCUGUGGGCCAUGCAGGCGGCCUUUUGGGCCUACGUCGUGGUUACGACGGUGCUGGCCAUUGGGCAGUACUCGUUCGUCUUCGCCGCGCACAGCUUCGAGCUGCACACCAUGAUGCCCACCUGGAUCCUUCCCAUCUUCCCCAUCAUGCUGUCCGGUACCGUGGCGUCGGUUGUGGCCCCCUCGCAGCCGCCCGAGCAGGCUGUGAGCAUCAUCAUUGCCGGACUGACGUGCCAGGGGCUCGGUGUCGCUGUCGCCAUGAUGAUGUAUUCCCACAUGGUAGGGCGGCUGAUGAAGUCUGGGCUGCCGAACCGUGAGCACCGGCCAGGGCUGUUCAUGUGCGUCGGGCCGCCGGCGUUCACGGCCCUGGCCUUUAUCGGGCUGUCUGAGGGCCUACCGGCUAGCUUCGAUGCCGACAUGGACGGGCUGCUUGACGCCAGCAUCAUCCAGACCAUGGCCGUCAUUGGGGCUGGGUUCUUGUGGUCGCUGAGCUUCUGGUGGUUCGCCAUCGUGGCGCUGGCCGUGCUGCAGAGCCCGCCCAAGUACUUCCACCUCGGCUGGUGGGCCUCAGUCUUCCCCAACACGGGAUUUAUCCUGGCCACCAUCGCACUUGGCCGCGCGUUCCAGAACGACGUCGUGCUCUGGUUUGCAACAGCCAUGUCCGUGUUGCUCCUGCUCGUCUACAGUUUCGUGCUGUUCCACCACGUUCGCGCAGUUAUGGUGCAGGACAUCAUGUACCCCGGCCGUGACGAGGACGUUGAAGACCAUUGA
This is a messenger RNA of Lasiosphaeria miniovina, 1614 nucleotides long. RefSeq names its product voltage-dependent anion channel-domain-containing protein. Gene Ontology annotation, biological process: malate transmembrane transport. Lineage: Eukaryota; Fungi; Ascomycota; Sordariomycetes; Sordariales; Lasiosphaeriaceae. Gene Ontology annotation, molecular function: malate transmembrane transporter activity. Gene Ontology annotation, cellular component: membrane. The transcript has a single exon. Bases 1 to 1614 code for a protein of 537 amino acids. The record is from RefSeq and is a predicted model, not a curated record.